AUGAAGGACCGAGUACCACAAACGCUUAGCUCUGAAAAGGAAACUCUUGUGACUAACAAAGUCCACCUACCUUUAACAAUAAUUUUUAUUUACGUUUUAGUGUCGCACUCAGUCGUUUUCGCUGGUAUUAUAGCUCUCUGGCUUUCAGUGGUCGUUGUGGUUGUGGUGAUGGUGAAGUACUGCCUCCAAGAGUUAUUAGAUUUGAAGCUUGCAGCUUUAAAUGACUGGUAUUUGUCAGAAAAAAUAUCUUCAAGAACUUACCUCUUAUCUGUAUAUGAAAGAAUUGUUUUUACUUGGGUUGCCUAUCAGAGCGUGGAAGCAAAUUAUUUUCCCGAUCUUCCUAAUAUUGAUCUUUCUAAGCAUAAAAGGCCCUGUCUAGUGGAACUUUUUAAGUUAGCAGCUUUUGAUAUUGAUAAAUUAUUGGAAAUUGGUUCUUUUGAAUAUAAGCACCUCUUGCAGUCGGAAGAAGUUUUAGAUAAGUCUACCACAUUUACUUACAACUCCGCCAUUACUAAACUAAGAGAUCUUAACCUAAAGCUGUCCGAAACCUUAUUGGAACAAGAACUUAGAAGUGCCAAACAGAAUUCAGACUUUUUGCCAAGCCUCAAUAACACGGAAAGGGUUUUCAUAGAGCGAAAUGAAGAAGCCACCGCUGAAUUCCGCCGUAAAGUAGGCGAGUUGCUGAUGGAGCAUGAAAACAUCUUUUUUAAUCGUUACUUGAUUUUUUACUACCUCUGUGGUUUGGCCUUGGAAACUUCUUUCGCUGCCGACCAACUGCAUCUUGGAAUAAAACAGUUAUACUCGGUGUUACUGGAGCAGUCAAAGUACGCUAAAGUCAUUGACGUCUACCGACGCUUGGAUAGCGCUAUGAUGGGACCCUUUGGGGAGGAUCGCUCUGCGGCUAUCACGGAGUGCGUUUGCACACUUUCCUCGUUCAAUCUUCCCGCGUUUAUACCCUCGUCGCAGCUCUACACGAUCUUACUGGAAGUAUUUCAAGAACGACCCUUUGACCAACCACGUUUCACUUCAGCCCUUUUCAGAUUCUACUUGUGCAAGAGUUCGGAGUUAAGUGAAAGCCAAGUGGAACUAACACUCCUUCUCUUCUUGACCAACAACCAGUUCGCUGAGGCACUGCGAUUCUUGCGACGCCGCUCAGGCGCUGACGAUAAAGUUAGGCAUCUUUAUAAGUCUUUUUUCUGCUUUGGAUUCAGCUUGCCCGCCGAAAGUUUUUACGAGUUGAUAGAGUUGCCUCUGACCUCCUUGGAGGAAGAACUGGCCUUAUCGCUACUCGCAGAAUUUAGAACUCCGUUAUUUCGCGAUUCGUUCGUCGUGAAAUUUGCCAGGCGAGGUGAUUUUAAAAAAGCGCUGCAACUUGUUUCUGAGACUUCAGAUCUUCCUGUCAACCGUAGACUGGCUUAUAUAUUGGAGAUCUGUUCUAGUCUAGGGGAAGCAUCCACUUUAACUUCCCUUGGGAGCCUGCUGAGUGAAGUCAGCAGAGCGCAACCGUAACUAGACAGCUUCUGAGAGCUUCGCCUUAUUGGAUGCUCUGCAUCUGCAAAAAAAUUAGUAAUAUAAAAUUCUGGAGAAGUACUUGUUAAACUUCUACCUUUCUGGGGAGGAGAUGAAGAUUUUUUUAUAAUAAUUGUGUUAUAAGUGCUUGCCCUCUAAUAGAGCCUCGCAAUAUGUUGUCUGCAGCAGUUUCCUUGAUGAAUUUUUUAUUUUUUGACUGUUACUAUUUGUCUUGUGCAUAACUUGUAUAUCUCUAUGUACUAUUAAGACAUGUCUGCUUGCUAAGCCGUUAAAGCGCACUUCUUUUUUGCGCACCACCUGGCAUAGACCCUGUGCUUAGAUGCAGGCUAGCAUCUAAGUUAGUGCAUUCCUUACAGUUGCUUAUAAGCGUAAUCAUGAAGGUCCGAGUUAAAAAGGAUAAGUUGGAUUCUGGAGUUCAUUAUACGUACAAGCAAUAUUAAGAUGGGUUUUUGCCUCUGUAGAGCUUCUGAACUGUUGUUCUUUUAGCCUUUGACUUCAUAACUUGCCGUCAAUAACAAAAAAUUUACGAUAUUUACUGCCUUUUACAUUUUCAACUGCGACUUGAUUUUGUUAUAUGGAAGGUUUCUCGCACAUUCGUAAUACACCAAACACCAAAAAAAAAUUAUUUGUUAACUUUUUUACUUCGUUAACGUGUAACC
Zophobas morio is the source of this 2189-nucleotide messenger RNA. RefSeq lists its product as uncharacterized. Bases 1 to 1509 code for a protein of 502 amino acids. The transcript is spliced from 20 exons. The record is from RefSeq and is a predicted model, not a curated record. NCBI's taxonomy places the organism in Eukaryota, Metazoa, Arthropoda, Insecta, Coleoptera, Tenebrionidae.